Molecule: messenger RNA, 6343 nt
Organism: Dicentrarchus labrax (European seabass)
Lineage: Eukaryota; Metazoa; Chordata; Actinopteri; Moronidae
Gene: fgfrl1a
Product: fibroblast growth factor receptor like 1a
Exons: 8
Coding region: 572-2059 (495 amino acids)
Cellular component (GO): plasma membrane
Molecular function (GO): fibroblast growth factor receptor activity; fibroblast growth factor binding
Source: RefSeq, a predicted model, not a curated record
CGCAGUUUGUUUCUCGCCUGCGGCUGAAAUUUGGACGGCGCACCGCUGCUGGAGGCAAUGUGGAUAUAGAGUUCAGGUUUUAUUUUUGUAGAUAAUUGUCUGAGCACUUGGGCCAACAGGCGGGGGAGAUGUAGAUAAAGUUUCUCUCUCUCUCUUUCUUUUCCCGGUUCUGUUAGGGGUCUCGACCGUUUUACAUGCGGACUGUCAUUCAGAAAUACUACAGCCUGCAGUUGGAGCGCUCACGUGUUUGACCUUAGCCGAUAUAUUUUUGAUUUUAUUUUUAUUUUUUUUCUACAUUUAUUGUCGCUCACUUAUAACCCGCUCUGUAUGCUUUGUGAAAGUCGACCUCGUUUACUGCAAGUUGGCGUUUUCGGUGACAGACGCGUCUGUUUUUUGUAAAUUAUACCUGGCUUGAAUCACGGAUUAAUUUAUCGAAAUUAUAACAUAACUGGAGAGGAAGGUGUUUAUCGGGAUAAAGGCAUGGUAUACGUGCAGGUCUGCAGAGGGUAACAGACUGGAUCUCAUCACUGCUGGGGAUUUUACAAUCAAAGAGGCUGAAAACUAAACCACAAUGGAGCUGCUCUGGGUCUUUCUGGUGCUGGAGAUGGUCCUGGUGUCCACUGCUGCCAGGGGUCCACCCAGGGUGUCAGAGCGGGUGGCCCAUCGGCAGAGCAUCCGCCUGGGUCGCACCAUGAAGCUUCCCUGCCCCGUCGAGGGUGACCCCCCGCCGCUGAACAUGUGGACCAAAGAUGGCCGAAACAUCCACAGUGGCUGGACACGGUUCAGGGUGUUACAGCACGCUCUGCGUAUUAAAGAGGUGGAGACUGACGAUGCAGGGACUUACAUCUGUAAAGCUACCAACGGGUUUGGCAGCGUGAACAUCAACUACACUCUCAUCGUUAUAGAUGACUCCGGUUCAAGAGGUGAAGCAGGAACAGCCAGGAGUGACUCUGAACAUGCCCCAGACUUGGCUGGAAAACUGGUACGUCCACGCUUCACUCAGCCGUCAAAGAUGAGGAAGCGCGUCAUCGCUCGCCCAGUGGGCAGCUCGGUGCGUCUGAAGUGUACAGCAAGCGGCAACCCUCGCCCUGACAUCGUCUGGCUGAAGGACAACCGGCCGCUGGUGGACGAGGAUGGAGGAGCGGGAGAAGAGGAAGGGAAGAAGAAGAAGUGGACUCUGAGUCUGAAGAACCUGACGCCCGAGCACAGCGGGAAGUACACCUGCCACGUCUCCAAUAAAGCGGGAGAGAUCAAUGCCACCUACAAAGUGGAAGUCAUACAGCGUACCAACUCUAAACCCAUUCUGACUGGAACUCACCCUGUCAACACCACCGUGGACUAUGGAGGAACCACGUCCUUCCAGUGUAAAGUCCGCAGCGAUGUCAAGCCAGUCAUUCAGUGGCUUAAAAGAGUUGAACCUGGUGAUGAAAACAAAUUUAACUCCACCAUAGAGGUUGGAGACCACCGCUUUGUGGUCCUGCCUACAGGGGAAGUUUGGUCACGUCCUGACGGAUCCUACCUCAACAAGCUGCUGAUAACCAGAGCCAAGGAGGAGGAUGCUGGCAUGUACAUCUGCCUAGGAGCCAAUACUAUGGGCUACAGCUUCAGGAGUGCCUACCUGACGGUGCUACCAGAUCUAAAGCCCCAAAGCAACUCUGUCCCCACAGCAACGUCCCCAGGCCUCCCCUGGCCCGUCAUUAUAGGAAUACCAGCAGGCGUCGCCUUCAUCUUAGGCACCGCCCUUCUCUGGUUCUGCCAAUCCAAACGCACCUGCUCCUCUUCCUCUUCCUCCUCCUCUGCUCUUCCUGCCGCCCAGCGUCUACCUGCAGCAAAUCGUGACCGAGCCUGCCCGACGGUGCCUCCUCAACCGGCCAGCGGGGAUAAAGAUUGUCUUUCAUAUGAGGACUACAUUGCCCACCAGCAGCUGCUUCUGGCUCAGGGAGGCGCUGGAUUGGCUCCUAAGGUCUACCCAAAGAUCUACACGGAUAUACACACACACACGCAUUCACACGUGGACGGGAAAGUACACCAACACCAGCACAUUCACUACCAGUGUUAGCAGCGAGGCUAGCAGCACGCUUCGGUGUUUCACGUUCAACUCUUACACGAACAUGUUCCUGUGCAUGCAGACUCAUUCACAACAGUUCAUAACUAACUGCUGACAUACAGAGCAAAGAACAAAGAAAGCUACACACAAGAGACCAUGCGGAUUCAUAUACAGAAACAUGUGAUCACGCAACGCUUGCUCUUGCUCAUUCUGCUGCAGCCACGUUAUUGUGUAAACGGACUUAUUCAAGACACAAACAAUGAAGAAUGUAAAGAAAGAAGACAAAGAUCCUUAUUUUUAGCCAAUCUGGAGGACAAUCCAGUGAAAUCUAUGAGAGAAAUAAUCCGAAAAUAUGUUUUUUUCAAACCUUUAUAUAUAUAAAAUCUUUUCUGUAGAUUUUUAAAUCUCCUCUUUUGUUGCCCAAAAGCCUUAUUUGAAGCCACAAUGAACUCUGCAGCUUCAAGGUAACUUAACACAACAAUUCUCUGUCUUUUAGUCCUUUGGACACAACCACAACCUCCUCAGUAACAGUAGAAAUACAACUUGCCUCCACUACAAGCCUCCAACUAUAACUACUCAUGUAUAUUUUGGAAUACAAUUAUAAGGCAUUUAGCACACUACUUCAUCCUGGGUAAUCUAUAAAGAAUAAUAUAACAUGUGAUUAAUGUAAUAGCAUAAUUUCAAUAGCCCAACUGAGCCAUAAGAAACGCAAGUCAGGACAAACUCCCACUGUAUCCACACCCUCGGGAAGGAUGACGGCUUCUGGUUUUUGCUUCUCCCGGGUUCAGCUGCUAUCAGGGUACUAAAGAGCUGAUGUCGAACUGGGUUACCCGAACAGCAUGGAUCUCUCUUAGUAGACUGAUUUUAGCAGCAGCUACAGUGCGAUUCCUGCUACAGCCAAGGAGCCCCUCCAAAAGCACAUCUACUGACAGUUUCUACCCCUUUACUUCCCGGAGAACAGUGGCAUUUCCUGUUUUGCGUCGUCUUUUUUUCAGUUUUGAUUGACGCUCAAUGACUUCGCAAGAGAGGGAUUAAGGAUAUCAGUUCUCCUCAUGUCAUCCGUUCAACCUCUUUAGCCAACAGCACAAAGGGCUGAACGUCAGUGCCUCUGUGUAAAAUGGUGCCGUCUGAGAAUUGUUUCCAGAUUUUGUGGAUCACCGUUGCACUAUUGGAUAUGUCACAGAUUCUUGUUAAUCUGUGAUGAGAUUUAGAGGGCUUUCAAGAGAGGAACUUCAUCCUAAAUUCUAACUCAAGGAUGAGCCCUCAACUCAAAGCACCUCACAAUAUGACCUCAAGUGUAAUGGAACAGGUUUUGCAUGUGAUCUGUUCUGCACACAUGGUGUUGUUACAGAGCAGAGGCACUCAUGUUGUUGUUGUUUUAUCUGAAGAGGAAAGGUUUUGGAUGAAGGGCUGCCUUCUCACCCGUAGAGCCCUCUGUCACUCUGAUCAAGAGAAUGGAAGAUGUUGCAGUCAAGAGAUUCUAGAUGCUAAAAAAGGUAAAAUAAUGGGAAUCAAAUAUCAGUAUUUUUAUCACUAACAUUUAGAGCCAUAUAAUGUGCAAAAGUUAUUUUUAUUACUAUAGCAAUACCCACUGACAAAACCCCACAAACUGCUCUUAUUGCUGUACAGUGGCAAAGAUAUACAUUGAUACAUUCAGAGAUAUGUCUGGGAUAUUUGGUUCUGCAUAUAUUAUUCACGUAUCUGCAUAUUUACCACAAAUUUUAUUGACCACUUUAAGAAAACCUAAACAUCCAAAACUUGGUACCAUGGUACACCUCCAAAGGUGUUUUCACACCUUUUAGCAGAUUAGACUUCCUCUCAGGACUGUGUGGAUGUGUACAAAGUGCGUCUGAUUAAGAUUUCCCUCACUCUCGUGUAGUUUUGUUGCACCUUUUAGUGUAAGACAAUGUACAACUGUAUCUUUCUCAUUCAUAGAUUGGUAAACAUUGGGGUAAUUCCCAACAUUGCUCCUCCUGAGGAGAGGUAUCAUCAACCAGAUUAACUGAAAACACCUGUGUGGCUCUCCAGGGCCUUUCAUCAAUGAGUUCACCAGCAGCUGCUAUGAGUAAAGCAAUUCAUGCACUAUAUAAAUUAUCCCAGAAUCAGCUGUUUUCAAAGCCACUGUAAGCUCAAAUUGAACAGAGUGGAUGUGAGAUUAAGGUCACAUUUACUAGGUGAUGAUCUUGUUCUUUUCACUAGCACUAAAAAUCCAAAAUCUAAAGAUUCCUUUUAAAACUGCAGCUACUGAAGCAUCAAAGUUAUCUGCCAAACUAGUAGCAAUGUAGUAUUGGUUUUGACUGAUUUCCAUCUUUUCUUGUUGCUUGGUUUGCUUAUGUAUUUCAAUGACUUUGUUAUUGUCGCAUGUGUGUUUUCACUGCUUCUGGUAAGUAUUAAGAAAUUUCCUCACACUAGAACGUGAUAAAAUCACUUACAUCAGCCAUGUUUCCAUGAAAGAGACCAUGCGGAUUCAUAUACAGUGUCCACAACUUAACAAUUAAACAUAAAAAACAACGUCAAUGUCAUUGGUCCAUCUGUCGGAUGCUUCCUGUAUUUUUGAAAAGUACUCCCACCCCCGAACAGGGACUUUUUAGGGGGUAAAAUAAUGGCCCCAGAACUUAUUUUAGACCCCGGUCCCUGUGGUGGAAACACACUGAGUUCCUCCAAAGUUAGUCCUCUGGGGAAAGUUGGUGUGGUGGAAACGCUGCUAUUGACCCAAACCUCAUCAGAAACUAGCCCCUACAAACCCUCCCAGUUACUGUACAACAGACUUUCUUUUGCUGUUUCUCAGGUGUCCAUCUUGUUGUUCCUGUGUGUGAAUCUGACCACUAAAUAAAAACUGUGUAGAAUGAUAUGCUAAGCUAAGAUUUACAUUUCAUCUGUUUUACAUUACAGCAAUCUCUGAAGGCACACUCAGUGAGGUGACUCUGUCCGGAGAUGUUUAAACAACUUUACAACCUUUACAAGGGUGUGUUUCAACAACCAUGUGACAGGAAGUGAUAAAUUGAAAUCACUUGAUAACUUUGGAUGCACACGUGCUCGAUCCUUAGUCUGUAUUUUUGCACAAAUCUCUAAACCUAAUUAGGAAAAUGUACAAAAUGAUUCACAUGACUCACAUAUGCAUUUUUUUUGUAAUACUCACUGGUAUGUUGUGUGUUUAAGUGUGGGUGUGUAGACCAGAGCUUUGACUCUAACUACCAGUCAGGCCUCUCUUUCUUUGCUUAUUUUGAAUCCCUUACAGAGAUUUUGUUUUUGUAUUAUCUCACUUUCUGAAGACUUUUAAGAAAGACAAAACAUGCAGCCCUCAGAUAAUAGGAGCCACAUCUGUAUACCUGCACAAACAAUUUCACAAAAUUAUUUAACAGCCUGUGACCAUAUUGUAUUUAUUGUUCAUCUUUCCACCAGAGCGCCCUCUCUCCUAUAUACCAAUUGAAAUACAUGUAAAGUUCAAAUGAAAGUACAUCAGAACAGCAAAGAAUACGCUUAUCAUAAUAAUUAUGGUACAAUUCCAAACAGAGACACAUGUUCAUUUAUUUUCCUCUCUACAAACAGCUUGAACUGAAAAUAGGUCUUGCAUUAAUAGCUCUCCCUUCAACAUGCGUUCUUCUUGUCCUCCCAUCUUUUCUGUUUUCAAACAUCUGUUGACAAAGUCACCCCGAACAGCUGGUGUUCCUUCAUUGUAAAGUUUUUCUUCCCAUGUUUUAGGGGCGGAAAAAGUUUCCAAACAGUAAAGUUUUCCUCAGUCAAGUUUUUCUGUGAAAACUCUCGUCACUUGGGUUACCUGUUUUCAUUCAUUUCACGUUAAUCCCAGUUUUUUUGUGUCAAAGCUAAUGGACUGCCAGUAGACAGACUGUGUAUAUGUGCCCUUACCACUAGCAUGUACAUGGGAUGACAUUAGUGUUGAGAUUAUACUUUUAGAUAAUUUAGUGAGAAAGCCUUGGACCAUUCAGUAGCUCUAGCAACACAUUGGCCCACAAAACAUUAUAAAUGCUAAAUUGUCUCAAUAUUCAAAAAGAAAGGUGUCUAAUUUAUUUUCUUUUAAACAUGUUUUUUCUUCAUAUAAUUGGGCAUUAUACUGCAUGAGUGGAUUUUGUGUUAUAGUAGUAAUGUAAGCUAUGUAGCAAAUACCAUGUUCAUGUCAUUGUAAGAUACUGUAUUUAUACGUUCGGACGGAAUAUACGAAAUUUUAUCGAUAAUCUUUGUAUCGACAAUCUUGUACAGGCUAUUGUCAUUUAGGAUAAAAUUUUGUUUUCUCCCAUUGUAAUCAUGUUAUUGGUGCCAUUAAAAAAGUCAAAUCUA